Ilex paraguariensis (yerba mate) is the source of this 1134-nucleotide messenger RNA. The record is from the annotation of a GenBank genome assembly. Lineage: Eukaryota; Viridiplantae; Streptophyta; Magnoliopsida; Aquifoliales; Aquifoliaceae.
AUGGCGGAGCGGUACAAGUAUGCAGAAUUUUCACAGCCUUACAUAGAAUCUGGACUAGUUAUGGUAGUGACAGUGAAACCAGAUAUACAGAAGGAAAGGUUUCUGUUCAUGAAAGCCUUUAAAACGAAAAUGUGGGUGUUGAUGGCCAUAAUAAGCAUAGCCACAGGGUGUGUCAUCUGGUUGAUUGAGCAUGUAAACAACAAUCCAGAGUACGAAGGUUCAUUUCCUCACCAAAUUGGAGAAAUGCUUUGGUUUUCUAUGACUGUUCUCUCCUUUUCCCAAAGAGAAUCCAUUAAAAGCAACCUAUCUCGGGUAGUGCUAGCAACAUGGUUUUUUGUAAUUGUGAUAGUCUCAGCAUGUUUCACUGCAGUUCUUAGCUCCAUGAUGACUGUCCAAAGGCUCCAACCAUCUGUAAUAGACAUUGAAUACCUUCAAACAACAAACGCAGCUGUUGGGUGCAAUGGCAACUCUUUUAUUGUGAGGUAUUUGGUGAAUGUUUUGCACUUCAAGCCAGAGAAUAUAAAGAGCAUCAACUCAAUCAAUGACUACCCAGAAGCCUUUCAGAGAGGAGAGAUUAAAGCAGCUUUUUUUGUGGAUCCACAUGCCAAAGUCUUCUUUGCGAAAUAUUGUGAUGGCUAUACCAGGGCUGGGGCUAGCUUCAAGCUUGGUGGUUUUGGCUUUGUCUUUCCAAAGGGUUCUCCACUGGCCACUGAUAUUUCAGAGGCAAUUCUCAAGGUAACAGAAAGUGGAGAGAUAAACACAUUGGAGAAACACAUGCUUUCCUUUUCAAACUGCUCCUCAUCAGUUGGCAUAUCCGAUGACCCAAGCUUAGACUACGAGCCUUUCUCCGGUCUGUUCAUCGUCUCUGGUGGCAUUUCUGCAGCUGCAUUGUUAAUCACCAUUGCUCGUCUUCUCGACAGGCACCGGCCGAUAACCGGCUUCAUUCAAACCUCACUGAUCAACAGAAGAGUUUGCAGUUGGGCUUCUUUGCUCCUCAUCCAAUGCUACUCGAGAUUUGGGUUUCAGUUCUUUAGAGAAAGCUUUAUUAGAAGAGCAAAUGACCAAAUGAAUGUGCCUGAUGCCCAGGAGGGGAAUUUGAUAGGCAUUGAGUUAGCAAGAAAUCAUGACAUUUGA